AUGAGACGGCGAUCGGAAGUAAAAACAGGGUUCCACCAGAUUAUUCACAUGGUGGUAUUCACAUGGUGGGCUCCAUGCAGCGGUGCUACUACUACUACGCCACUUAAUACAUGGAUGUAUUCGGAGGAAAGAACUCGAACAGGAAUGGUGAAGUACAUUGCCGGAUCUGAGUUGCCACUAGCACAAACGGACAACCAACAUUUCGUUAUAUUUGUCAAAGAAUGUCUUCAACCGAGGUACGCUGGGGUAAGUCGAAAUACUCUUCGUUCUGAUACAAUAGAAUAUUUUUUAAAUGCAAAGAAAACAUUGAUUGCCGAUUUAGAAAAAUAUGGGGGUGUAAUAUCUUUAACUUCGGAUUUAUGGGAAGGAAUUAAUAAAAGAGGUUAUAUGGCUGCAACUGCAAAUGCAUAA
This is a messenger RNA of Olea europaea var. sylvestris, 411 nucleotides long. RefSeq lists its product as uncharacterized. The record is from RefSeq and is a predicted model, not a curated record. Lineage: Eukaryota; Viridiplantae; Streptophyta; Magnoliopsida; Lamiales; Oleaceae. The transcript is spliced from 2 exons. The coding region runs from base 1 to 411 and encodes 136 amino acids.